Acanthisitta chloris (rifleman) is the source of this 2154-nucleotide messenger RNA. It is a transcript of the gene DCT, whose product is annotated as dopachrome tautomerase. Lineage: Eukaryota; Metazoa; Chordata; Aves; Passeriformes; Acanthisittidae. Gene Ontology annotation, biological process: melanin biosynthetic process from tyrosine; positive regulation of neuroblast proliferation; ventricular zone neuroblast division. The record is from RefSeq and is a predicted model, not a curated record. The coding region runs from base 150 to 1718 and encodes 522 amino acids. Gene Ontology annotation, cellular component: melanosome. Gene Ontology annotation, molecular function: oxidoreductase activity; dopachrome isomerase activity. The transcript is spliced from 8 exons.
ACCCAACACCAGCACCCUCAGCAGCGAGAGGGAUUAUCCCGGUUGGCUGGGGCCGGGAGCUGUGGCGAGGCCAGGUUGUCCCACGGCAGAGGUCUCGCUGAUCCACUCGCUCAGGUCCAGCAGAGAGGCAGAGCCUGCACCCGGUCGUAAUGGGUGCCCUGAGGUGGCUCUUCUGGGCUGGGCUGGGCUACCUGAGCUGUUGCUGUCCCCAGCAGGUGCAGGCACAGUUUCCCCGUGUCUGCAUGACAGUGGAAGCCCUGCGUUUGAAGCGCUGCUGCCCGGCCUUGGGGACGGAGCCAGGCAACGUCUGCGGGUCCCUGCAGGGCAGGGGACGGUGUGAGGGCGUGCGGGCAGACACUCAGCCCUGGAGUGGCCCCUACACCCUUCAAAAUGUGGAUGACCGGGAACGGUGGCCCCUCAAGUUCUUCAACCAGAGCUGUCGGUGCACAGGAAACUUUAGUGGCUAUAACUGUGGUGACUGCAAGUUUGGCUGGACUGGCCCCGAGUGCAACACAAGAAAGCCAGCAGUUGUCAGGAAGGAUAUCCACUCUCUGACGGCAGAGGAGAGAGAGCAGUUCUUCGAUGCUCUAGACCGUGCAAAGACAACCAUUCACCCGGACUAUGUAAUUGCAACUCAGCACUGGAGAAGUCUGCUUGGUCCCAAUGGAGAGGAACCACAAAUUGCCAACUGUAGUAUUUACAACUACUUUGUUUGGCUCCAUUACUACUCAGUCAGAGACACACUAUUGGGUCCUGGGCGCCCCUUCACAGGUAUUGAUUUCUCCCAUCAAGGACCUGCCUUUGUUACUUGGCAUAGGUACCAUUUGCUGUUGCUGGAGAGAGACCUGCAGCAACUUAUAGGCAAUGACUCUUUUGCACUGCCCUACUGGAACUUUGCCACGGGUAGAAAUGAGUGUGACAUCUGCACAGACCAGCUCUUUGGAGCAUCACAGCCAGAUGACCCAGGGCUGAUCAACGUGAGCUCCAGGUUCUCCCGGUGGCAGAUAGUUUGUAACAGCUUAGAUGAAUACAACCGCCUGGUCACGCUGUGCAAUGGGACGGACGAAGGGCCACUGCAGCGGAGGCCACACAGGGGCUCCAGUGAGCAUCUGCCCACCGCGGAGGACGUCAGGAGGUGCCUUUCCCUGCAGGAGUUCGACAGGCCUCCCUUUUUCCGCAAUUCCAGUUUCAGUUUCAGGAAUGCGCUGGAGGGCUUUGACAAACCAGAUGGAACCCUUACCUCACCAAUGCUGAGCCUUCAUAAUUUGGCUCACUCCUUCCUGAAUGGCACCAGUGUUCUCCCCCACGCCGCUGCCAACGAUCCUAUCUUUGUGGUUCUUCAUUCCUUUACUGAUGCCAUCUUUGAUGAGUGGAUGAAGCGUUUUAAGCCCCCUGAUAAUGCUUGGCCUGAGGAGCUGGCCCCCAUCGGUCACAACCGACUGUAUAACAUGGUCCCUUUUUUCCCUCCUGUGACCAACGAUGAGCUCUUCCAAACUGCGGAGCAACUUGGCUACACCUAUGCCAUCGACUUGCCAGGUUCUCUUGAAGAAACCCAAGCAUGGGCUGUUAUGGUUGGAUCCACAAUUGGAGGAGCACUUAUAGCUCUGACCAUGCUUGUUCUACUGCUUGUAUUUUUCCAGCACCGAAGGCAGAGAAGAGGUUUUGAACCACUCAUGAAUGUGAGCUUCAGCCCCAAAAAGUACAUGGAAGAGGCCUAGUGCCUUUGCUCUGUUUCUUUGCUUAUUCUUGUAGGAAGUGACCUUGAUUGCCUUAUGGAGAUCUUAGCUGAGACUUUAUCGCACACUCCGUUGGCAGCUGACUAAAUUGUUCUCAUUCAGGUUUUUCCCGUUAUCUUGUGAAUUGUAAUGUGUGAAUUCUCUGGGUACAUAUGAGCAAGACUCAAGACAGGCUAGAUUUUUCCCAUUACUAAAUGUUAUCUGGAGUGUGUGACACUUGUAAGUCAUCCUCUACAGAUAUAGAUCAAGACAGCUAAGAAUCCAAAUAGAAGACAACCAACUUGAAUAACCAAGAUAAUUUUUCACCUCAAUGUGUUCUUGAUUUCAUUUAGCAGCAUUAAGAUGUGCUAAAAGUGACUAAAUCUGCAUAUAUAUUUGAAUAACAUUAUUUUACAGUUAUCAAUAAAUAUUCUGAAUA